GUCAUUUGAAUCCUUUCUUAGUUCUAAACAUUAUCAAAUUCUCUUCCCCACUGCAUAAUGCUGCUCCACUACCUUGCACCGUUCUUGCUACUCUGCGCCGUCGUUCAGGUGGCCGUAGCCUUCACCGAUGGUCUAUUAUCAAACGGGAACUUCGAGCUCGGCCCGAAACCCUCCGACCUAAAAGGCACGAGGGUAACCUCCAAGCACGCAAUCCCCGCCUGGGAAGCCUCCGGCUUCGUCGAAUACAUCCCCUCUGGCCACAAGCAGGGCGACAUGCUCCUCGUCGUCCCCGAGGGCGCCUUCGCCGUCCGCCUGGGCAACGGGGCCCGCAUCAAGCAGAAGGUCGCCGUCCAAAAGGGACGGCACUCUCUCACGUUCAGCGCGGCGCGGACCUGCGCGCAGGACGAGAAGCUGAACGUGUCGGUGACGCCGGAGUCGGGGAUACUGCCCAUGCAGACCAUGUAUAGUAGCAACGGGUGGGAUUCGUACGCGUGGGCGUUUAGGGCGGCGGUCGGAGAGGCGGAGGUUGCGAUCCACAACGUUGGGAGGGAGGAUGAUCCGGCCUGUGGGCCGCUUAUUGAUUCGGUGGCGAUGAAAGAGCUUACUCCGCCUAGGAUUACUAACAAGAACCUCCUAAAGAACGGCGACUUUGAAGAAGGCCCCUACAUAAUCCCGAACACAACAUGGGGAGUCCUAAUCCCACCCCACAUCGAGGACGACCACUCCCCUCUUCCCGGGUGGAUGGUCGAGUCCCUCAAAGCCGUCAAAUACAUCAACUCCCCUCACUUCUCCAUCCCCCGCGGCAACCGUGCAGUCGAGCUCGUCGGAGGCAUGGAGAGCGCGAUCUCCCAAAUCGCACGAACAAUCCCAGGCAAAUCCUACGCCCUCACUUUCUCGGUCGGCGAUGCCAGCAAUGCGUGCGAGGGGUCGCUGGUGAUCCAGGCUUUCGCCGGGAAAGAGAAGAUGCACGUUCCGUAUGACUCGAAGGGGAAGGGAGGGUCGAAGCGCGCUGUGUUGAGGUUUACUGCGAUUUCGACUAGGACCAGGGUGGUGUUCUUGAGCACGUAUUAUAGUACGAGGAGUGAUGAUAUGAGCUCGCUCUGUGGGCCGGUGCUCGAUGAUGUUGCGCUUAUUAGCGUCAGGCGCUAAAAUGUUUUUGGUUUGGUGUGGAGUUUUAUGGGAGUUCGUUGUAUUCUUUGUUCGUUGAAAGAUGUUUAAUGUAAUUCUACUCUAAUUUAGAUUGCUAAGGUGUAAUAGAGUUUUCGAGUAUCACUAUUAAUCAAGAUGGUUAGAUUUUUUUUUU
This is a messenger RNA of Asparagus officinalis (garden asparagus), 1303 nucleotides long. RefSeq lists its product as uncharacterized. Lineage: Eukaryota; Viridiplantae; Streptophyta; Magnoliopsida; Asparagales; Asparagaceae. The transcript has 3 exons. Bases 58 to 1149 code for a protein of 363 amino acids. The record is from RefSeq and is a predicted model, not a curated record.